Drosophila hydei is the source of this 596-nucleotide messenger RNA. RefSeq names its product cysteine-rich DPF motif domain-containing protein 1. The coding region runs from base 18 to 497 and encodes 159 amino acids. The transcript has a single exon. Lineage: Eukaryota; Metazoa; Arthropoda; Insecta; Diptera; Drosophilidae. The record is from RefSeq and is a predicted model, not a curated record.
CUUUUGCAGUGCUCACUAUGGCACAGGAUUCGAUCGACUACGCCUGCAUUGACGACGAUGAUCUUUGUCUCGACAACGAGGCGUCGGAGAUUAAUCAAUUACAGCUGGCAGCUCUAAAAGAGCCGCAGGCACAAGAGGAUGUAGAUGAACGUCUGGCCACAGUCGAAUUUCAUUGCAGCGGUUGCAAUAUGCACGAGAUGGUGCAUUACUAUGGACGAACGCCGCCGUUUGCUCUAGGCAUUAAAUUUCGUGAAGACAGCUUUGUGUUACGAGAUCCUUUUCAAGCGCCGCCGCCUCGUUGGCAAUCCAAACCAGAGUUUUACGUAGCAUUGGGCGUAAAGUGCGCCAGCUGUGGGAAAGUUGUGUGCAAGGAUACGUCAUGCAGUUUCUAUUAUACAAAAACCUUUUGCCUGGAAUGUGGGAAGACCGAACUCAAAAAUUGGCCUGUGGAGGCGCAAAGUCGACUUCGAAAGCAGCUGGCGGCCAAAAAACCGUAGCCAUAUAAACUCUGAAUUCUUAGCUAUAAAAGAAGUCUUAAUUAUACAUAUAUAUAUAUACACACGCAUUUUAUUUUCAUUUUUGUUUUUAAAACGGUA